Messenger RNA from Clunio marinus, 663 nucleotides. Lineage: Eukaryota; Metazoa; Arthropoda; Insecta; Diptera; Chironomidae. The record is from the annotation of a GenBank genome assembly.
AUGCUUCUCUUCAGUAAAGAUAUAAUUUUACCAAUCAACUCUGAUGUAACACAAUUUACUUAUAAGAAAUGGAUUCAAUUGGAUUUAACGACGACAGUUAAUCGAUGGCUUCAGGAGAAAGAAAAAAUUCUUGGCAUCGACGUUUACUGUGAGUCGUGUUCGAAAUAUGGUCUCAAAAUUGUGAAUCAACAUGAUGAGAUGUCAAAGAAUAACCCAGCAUUAAACAUUGUCGGUUCGGUGGUGCGAACGAAAAGGAAAACAGGUCACAAAAAGCAUGGCCAUUUGGAUGAAGCCAAAGAUUACACAAUCACACAGCCAAGAAAGACAUUUUGUCGUCAGGAUGGCGAUAAAAAGUGCUGUCGACAUAAGUGGGUGAUCGAUUUCAAAGAGUUGGGCGGAUAUGAUUAUAUUAUUCAACCUCGAAACUUUGAUGCGGGUUUCUGCGAUGGAACAUGUCCAUACAAGUACAAUGUUGCUAAUAAUCACGCUUUUUUUCAAUCACUUGCACGACAUCAACUUAAAAACUCAAAAGUUCCAAAUGUGUGCUGUGCACCAACACGUCUCCUGGACAUGGAAGUGUUGCAUAUUGAUGAAGCUGAUCACACACGAUUAAAGGUGACAACCAUGAAGAAAAUGCGAGUGAUGAAGUGUUCGUGUACAUGA